AUGACCAAAAGAAUAGACAAGAUCCAAUACAUCUCAGACCCCAAUGGCACGUCAUACACUUACUAUCCAGUUGCCAUCAUUGGCGGUGGUGAGUCGGGUAUUGCCAUGGCCUGCCGGUUGCGUUCAGAGCUAGGUUUUGACCAGUUCCGCAUCUUCGAACGUAUGUCUGGCCUUGGAGGCACCUGGUAUGCCAACACUUAUCCUGGCAUUGCCUGCGAUGUACCUGCCAUUCUUUACUCCUACUCGUUCGCUCAAAACCCGGGCUGGACCAGCGUCUUUCCUUCUGGAAAGGAGAUCGUUCGCUACCUCUACGAUGUUUGCGCAAAGUACGAAAUCCUCGAUAAGAUCCAACUUGACACCUCCGUCAAGUCUAUUCGAUGGCUUGAUCAGGAGGAGGAAUGGGAAAUUGUCCUCGAGCAUCUGGCCCCCGGUGUGGGUGACCUGGCGACCCAUCAACGUGUGUCGCUAGAGCAAGAGCAAGGUACCACCGCAACAGUCUUGCGCACCGAAGUCGUCCGGGCCAAAGUCGUCGCCUCUGCCGUUGGCGGCUUGGUCGAACCCAAACGCCCAAUCGAUUUCCCUGGUAUUGACACCUUUGAGGGUGAAGUAGUCCAUACUGGGCGUUGGAAAAAAGACAUUGAUCUCCGAGGCAAGAAUGUCGUGGUUGUCGGAACAGGAUGCUCAGCUGCUCAGGUGGUGCCACAGCUCGUCAAGCCUGAGUACGGUGCGAAGCACGUCACUCAACUCAUGCGCUCACCUCCCUGGGUUGCCCCAACGAUCCCAAAGGAUCUGGCUCGUUUUCUCUCUGAAACCGUGCCCAAAAUCUCCCGACGUAUCCCGGGUUUUCAAAACAUCCUCCGAAAAUUACUUUUUACUGCCAUCGAAGCUGAGUUCAUCAGCCUUUUCUCACCCACCGAAGCCGCCCGAAAACGGAGAGAGGCAAAAAGGGAUGAGCUUCUGGCUCAUAUGCACAAGUACGUCCCCAAAGAGUACCACGAGAUUUUGACUCCCGAUUAUGAAGUCUAUUGUAAACGGCGGGUGGUUGACGAAGGCUGGUUUAUGUCGUUGCAACAUCCUGACAUUGAAAUUACUACAUUACCCAUGACUUCCGUUCAGCCUCGCUCUGUCACACUGGGACCUGGGAGGUAUUAUCCACCGGUCUCCAAGACGGAUUCAAAAGUUUCGAACGAGGAGAGAACCAUUCCUACUGACGUUAUCAUUAUGGCCAAUGGCUACGAGACCAACGUCUGGCUACAUCCACUGGACGUGACUGGCCGCAACGGCAAAUCACUCUACAAGACCUGGGAAGAGCGUGGUGGAGCUCAGGCAUACCUUGGAACAGCGAUGGAUGGCUUUCCCAAUUUCUUCCUAAUCUUCGGCCCUAACACCGCGACCGGUCACUCAAGCGUCAUCCUGGCCAGCGAGAAUAUGGUCAACUACAGCCUGAAUUUCAUCAAACCCAUCCUCCGCGGCGACGUAAACACCUACGAGGUCAAAGAAUCCGCGGAGCGUGAAUGGACCAAAGGCAUCCAGGACGCGCUCAAGAACUCGGUCUUCAUGUCUGGCGGCUGCAGUAGCUGGUAUUUCAGCAAGGACGGCUGGAACGCCACUGUUUAUCCACGCACCCAAAUAGAUUUCACCUUGCGUUGCAUGUUCCCACGCUGGAGCCACUGGCAGGCUACUUACACGCGCAAGGGCCUCGUCAAGCUCACGUUGACAAGGCUCUUCAAGCUCUUCGCCCUCGUCGGUACUUUAUAUAGCGCCUACUUCGCCGUGAGGAAUGGCAGAGCCCGGACCAAAGACGCCCUUAAAGAUAUAUUCCUGCGCGCCAGGGAGGGUGUGCUAGCAUUGCUUUCGAGAGUGAGGUGA
Messenger RNA from Exophiala aquamarina CBS 119918, 1869 nucleotides. RefSeq lists its product as uncharacterized. The record is from RefSeq and is a predicted model, not a curated record. The coding region runs from base 1 to 1869 and encodes 622 amino acids. Gene Ontology annotation, molecular function: N,N-dimethylaniline monooxygenase activity; flavin adenine dinucleotide binding; NADP binding. The transcript is spliced from 2 exons. NCBI's taxonomy places the organism in Eukaryota, Fungi, Ascomycota, Eurotiomycetes, Chaetothyriales, Herpotrichiellaceae.